AUGCCCGUCAACGUUGCUCUUAUCGGAGGAGGAAUAUGGGCCCAGGAGGAGCACCUGCCCGCAGUCGAAGCGGCCGAAGACCUCGAAUUGAAAGCCAUCUUCUCGCGCUCGCUUGCGUCUGCAACAUCCGCCGCCGCUCUCCUCCCGCGUCCAGUCGACGUCUACUCCGAUGAAUCCGGCGACGGGUAUUCCGAAAUCCUGGCCCGAUCGGAUAUCGACGCGGUGGUCAUCUCCCUGCCCAUCGCCAACCAGGGCAAAUACAUCCGAGCCGCACUGUUGGCCGGAAAGCACGUACUCUCCGAGAAGCCUGUCGCGGAGAACGUCGCAGAAGCAGAGGAGCUGAUUAGGUGGUAUCGCACCGAGAUCAAAGGCGCUACAUGGGCAGUCGCAGAGAACUUUCGGUUCCUGGAUAGCUACGCGUAUGCUGCGGAUCAGAUCAAGACACUGGGGAGGAUUAUCGGGUUCCAGGGACGGCAGCAGGGAUUCGUCGAGGUCGAUUGGAAGUUUAAUCUCACCUCGUGGCGCCGCUCUCCCACACACCAGGGCGGCUACAUCCUCGACGGCGGCGUGCACUACAUCGCCUCCCUCCGCACACUCCUAGGUGCACAUCCGGGGAACGAAAUCGCGCGCGUUUCUGCAUUUACAAGCCAGCUCCAGCCGUACCUCCCGCCCGUCGACACAGCCGACGUGAUCCUGCGCACGAAGUCGGGCGUCACGGGGACAUUCCAGAUCUCGCGCGGGACGAGCCUCCGCGCUGAUGAGUGGACUGUUGCGUGUGAGCGUGGGUGGGUUACCGUCCGCGGGGAGGAAGUGAGUGUCUCGAGAGGUGGGGAGGUUGAGGUGCAGAGGGUACCGAAUGAGAGAACGGGGGUUCCGCCUGAGAUUAGGGCAUGGGGGAAGGCGGUUCUAGAGGGGAGGGUAGUCCCAGAGCAGGAGCCUGAGGCGGCUUUGGCGGAUCUUGAGGUGAUUGAGCUUAUCUUGAAGAGUGGGGAGAAUGAUGGGAUUCCAAUCAAUGCGAAGCACCAAGUUGUGUAG
Messenger RNA from Aspergillus calidoustus, 1035 nucleotides. The record is from the annotation of a GenBank genome assembly. NCBI's taxonomy places the organism in Eukaryota, Fungi, Ascomycota, Eurotiomycetes, Eurotiales, Aspergillaceae.